AUGGAGCCGACCGCUGCUGAUCCCGGCGGCGGAGGUGUCGCCUCGGGGCUGCUCGCCGGGCGGCCGUUUCUGGACAUCGACAUCAACGACUGCAAGACGAAGGGCGCCCUCACGCGCAAACAGACGCACGAGGAGGUCACGUCGCAAACCGGGGCGUCGAUCGUGAUUCGUGGGCGGUAUAAGCCGCCGGGCGACACGUCGACCGACGAGCGGCCGCUGCACCUGCACCUCGAGGCGGACACACAGGAGGCGAUCGAACGGGCAGAGGCGAUCUUGCGCGAGCUCAUGGGCCCUCCGCCAGAGCCGGCGCCCGGGGGCGCCUACCUGAAACACAUCCAGGAGCGGUCGGGCUGCCGCGUGCAGCUUUCCGGCAAGGGAUGCAGCACCGUGGACGGCGGCCUCGACACGCGGCCCCUCCACAUCUCGAUCUCGGCUCCAAGCCCGGAGGCGCUCGAGCUCGGACGGACGCUGGCCGAGUCGCUCGUCAAGGCGGUUCGUGACGAUUUCGAAAAGCGAGGGCCCAAGCCGCCGCCCGGGCUGCCGCCACCUGCGCUUGCAGCUGCAAACGGCGCCGGUCCCGCUGUUCCCUCCUCUACCGAUGAGGCGGCGCGGAGACCGCCGGCAAGCUACUACGGAGCCUACGAUGGCCACUACGGCGGCGGGGCCGGCUGGCAGGGCCACUAUGGGACCGGGGCCGGCUGGCAGGGCGCAGCCUACCCCGGCCACUACGGCGGCGGUGAAAAGUCCAACGCGCUCGUCGGUGACGGUGUCCUCCAACCUGCGCCGCGCUCGGCGAACCUCGACAGCGCCUUCGAUGGCAUGCAGCUCUUUGCCUGUGACAGCGAUGGGCUCGCCCUCACUGGCCCUCAGUCACUUGUGCUGCGGCUUGUGUGA
Molecule: messenger RNA, 894 nt
Organism: Emiliania huxleyi CCMP1516
Lineage: Eukaryota; Haptophyta; Isochrysidales; Noelaerhabdaceae
Exons: 8
Coding region: 1-894 (297 amino acids)
Cellular component (GO): nucleus
Molecular function (GO): RNA binding
Source: RefSeq, a predicted model, not a curated record